This is a messenger RNA of Glossina fuscipes, 876 nucleotides long. RefSeq names its product electron transfer flavoprotein beta subunit lysine methyltransferase-like. Gene Ontology annotation, molecular function: protein-lysine N-methyltransferase activity. Gene Ontology annotation, biological process: peptidyl-lysine trimethylation. NCBI's taxonomy places the organism in Eukaryota, Metazoa, Arthropoda, Insecta, Diptera, Glossinidae. The transcript is spliced from 4 exons. Bases 1 to 876 code for a protein of 291 amino acids. The record is from RefSeq and is a predicted model, not a curated record. Gene Ontology annotation, cellular component: mitochondrial matrix.
AUGUUAGCGACUCGGACACUAAAGAACGUUCUAACAUUUCAAGUCAAUUUUUCGUUACUCUUAAAGAAAUCGAAGAUAGCCUUAAUUAAGGCUGAGGACGCCCUAAAAUCUGAGGGGGAAAGCAAAGCUAAAUUAGAACGUCUACGUUUCAAAAGCGAAACAACGCCCAGUCAAAAUAAAAAUGCCGAAAAUGAGCUGAAAAAAGAAGCUUUGCCUGUAUGGAUCUGCUUUCAAAAUCUAAAGGAAAAAAUUGUAAAAGAGACAAAAAUCUCAGAUCAACAUUUAACGCCGGAGAUUCUUUUACACUUAAUAACACCCGAAUGUCGUUUAUUUAAUGCACGAUUAACCGCAGAAUUAGAAAAUUUAUUUAAAAAUGAUCCAUUCUGGGGUUUCUAUUGGCCCGGCGGUCAGGCGCUGAAACGUCCCGACCUUGUCAAAGGAAAAUCUGUUUUAGAUGUGGGCUGUGGUUGUGGAGCCACAUCAAUAGCUGCAAUCAAGAAAAAUGCUAAAUAUGCCUUAGCCAACGAUACAGAUGAAGCCGCCGGCUGUUCAGUUCUCGUAAAUGCUGAGCUCAAUUCGAUCGACUUAUGUAAGUUGUUCAUUUCAAGUAGGAAUUUAAUCGGCUCUCCCGUGGAAGAAGAAGUUAUCUGCAUUGGCGAUCUAUUCUAUGAUGAAGAAAUUGCUGAUAUUCUGUUUCCUUGGUUGGAUAAUCUGGCCGAUGCCGGCAAAAUGAUAUUAAUCGGUGAUCCUGGACGUCAUGGUUUAUCAACGACGAAAAUGCCCUUUCUGACGAAAUUGGCUGCUUACGAUUUGACCGCGAAUUGUUGCAUCGAAAAUAAAGGAUUUAAAAAUGUGUUCGUCUGGAAGUUUCGUUAA